Acanthoscelides obtectus is the source of this 1802-nucleotide messenger RNA. The record is from the annotation of a GenBank genome assembly. Lineage: Eukaryota; Metazoa; Arthropoda; Insecta; Coleoptera; Chrysomelidae.
UUUGAAUUCCUCUAUAAACUUGUGAAUUGUCCACCAAUCGUUUACAAUUCUUAAGCGCAACGUCCCUAUUCAUAUUAUUUAAUAAACCGACUGUCCUGUAUAUGCACAUUGCUUCAAAGAAACUUCUAGUAAAUGUCAAGAUGUCUGUCGAACUCUGCAUUGUCACGUUUUUCUACAUCUUUACGUUUUUCUACACUGAUUAUUUGAUAAACUUCCCUUUCCUGCACAAGACCUUCAAGAAGUAAGAACCAUCAGGAUGGUGUAUCCUCAUUCAUAUCGGACCGAACACAGCGAAACCAAAACUACGAAUUCCGUAUACGGAGACUAUUACGCAUCCACCCAAAGCAGCAAGAUCCAUAUCCAGCCUCAGUUACUCAAAAUCCUCCAGUUUGUCGAUUCGAACAGGACCGAAUUCCUCGAUGACCUAGAGGAGGCGGUGAAGAUCAAAUCUAUAUCCAGCAAAUUGGCGUAUCAAGACGACUCAAAGAAGAUGAUCAAGUUUGUUGAAAAUUGGUUGGACAAGCUCGACGUCAAGUAUGAAUGUUUUAAUAUCGGGUAUCACGUUCUUGAGGGUAAAAAGGUCAGGCUGCCUCCCAUCAUUUUAGGGCGCAUUGGUAAUGAUCCUAAGAAGAAAACGAUAUGUGCCUCACUCCACGUUGACGUUUUGAAUCCUUGCGAGAAACCGUGGUCCACAGAUCCUUGGCAGUUGCAUAGAGUUAAUAAUAAGAAUUACGGUUGUGGAUCCGGUUGCGGUAAAGGGCCACUGAUGUGCUGGUUCCAUGUCUUACAGGCUUUCAAGUUUUGUAAGAUGGAGUUGCCGGUAAACUUGAAAUUCAUUAUCGAGUCCAUGUACCACUCCGACUCGCAGGGACUUGCUGAUUUUGUAGCCACCAGGAGUCAGGACUUUUUUGCUAACGUUGAGCUUGUUAUAGAAGUCGGUUCAGAGUGGUUAGGCGAAAAACAUCCCUGUAUCACCUAUGGGACUGUAGGAAUCCUCCACUUUCAUAUGCAAAUAGAUAAGGUUGACGGAUCUAAAACUGAAAUAAAAGAUGACAUGAACAACAUAUUCAAAACUAUAGUGGAUGAAGAGGGCAAUGUCAUCAUAAAUGGCUUCAACGACUAUGUCGAACAAGUUACGCCAGAUGAAGAAAGAAUGUACGAAAAUAUUGAUUUUGAUGUCGAUGAUGUCAGAGAAUCCUUGCCGCCGCACAAGCAAUCCUGGGACAAAGUCAGGCUUCUGAUGAGCUUCUGGAGACUGCCUUCGAUCUACGUGGGUGACACAGAGGAAUGUAUAUGCGAGAAGAAUGACAAAAAUGUCGUGAAAAGGAACUUCAUUGUAAAAUUGGUACCGAAGCAGACCGUGGAUUCCAGCGUUAACCAGAUGAAGAACCAUAUCCAAGCGUGUGUGAAGAAGUUGAAUAUAGAGAACAAAGUGUCAACACGAUUGGUCUCUUCCACGAGACCUUGGUGCGAGAACGUGAGGGCCAACGCUUACCAGGCGGCCAGAAGGGCGAUUAUUCAAAUAUACAAGGAGGAUCCAAAUCUUAUCAGGGAGGAUAGACCUAGACUAACUGCAACGAUAUUCGACAAUGUCCUAGAAAAGUCGAUGCUUCUCUUACCGCUGUGCUCUCGUGGUUCAAACCUAGGUCAGGCCGAUGAAAAUAUUUCGAAUAAGAAUUACUACGAGGGAACCAAGCUGAUUGGGGCGUUUCUGUUCCAGUAUGCCUCUCCGCGUGUCAAUUGAAUUUGUAUACGUUUACGUGUAAGGGUAUCAAUAAAUAAGGUUAUUUUAUCAACAAAGA